AUACAUGUUCAGGUUUAAUGUCCUAAAUAAGAUUUUAUGUGUGAUCUCUUAAUGUUUAGUUAUUACUGUGAUGUCUGUUCUCCAUUUAGAUGGAACUUUUAUCAAAAUACAGUGAGAAGUCAGACAUUCAGAAAUCAAGAGGCAAAGUCAGUUAUCAGUGGAAAGGGUAACAUCUCAGUGGAUUCAUGUCCUAAGGAGCCUCUGAUAUUCCAAAACUAGAGUUCAUCUUAGCAAAAAUUCAUGAAGUAUCCAUCUUGUUCUAGGUGAUGAAAGAAACCACAGCAUGGAGCUCUGGAACUUCACCUUGGGAAGUGGCUUCAUCUUGGUGGGGAUUCUGAAUGACAGUGGGUCUCCUGAACUGCUCUGUGCUACAAUUACAAUCCUAUACUUGUUGGCCCUGAUCGGCAAUGGCCUACUGCUCCUGGCUAUCACCAUGGAAGCCCGGCUCCACAUGCCCAUGUACCUCCUGCUUGGGCAGCUCUCUCUCAUGGACCUCCUGUUCACAUCUGUUGUCACUCCCAAGGCGCUUGCGGACUUUCUGCGCAGAGAAAACACCAUCUCCUUUGGAGGCUGUGCCCUUCAGAUGUUCCUGGCACUGACAAUGGGUGGUGCCGAGGACCUCCUACUGGCCUUCAUGGCCUAUGACAGGUAUGUGGCCAUUUGUCAUCCUCUGACAUACAUGACCCUCGUGAGCCCAAGAGCCUGCUGGCUCAUGGUGGCCACGUCCUGGAUCCUGGCAUCCCUAAGUGCCCUAAUAUAUACCGUGUAUACCAUGCACUAUCCCUUCUGCAGGGCCCAGGAGAUCAGGCAUCUUCUCUGUGAGAUCCCACCCUUGCUGAAGUUGGCCUGUGCUGAUACCUCCAGAUAUGAGCUCAUGGUAUAUGUGAUGGGUGUGACCUUCCUGAUUCCCUCUCUUGCUGCUAUACUGGCCUCCUAUACACAAAUUCUACUCACUGUGCUCCAUAUGCCAUCAAAUGAGGGGAGGAAGAAAGCCCUUGUCACCUGCUCUUCCCACCUGACUGUGGUUGGGAUGUUCUAUGGAGCUGCCACAUUCAUGUAUGUCUUGCCCAGUUCCUUCCACAGCACCAGACAAGACAACAUCAUCUCUGUUUUCUACACAAUUGUCACUCCAGUCCUGAAUCCCCUCAUCUACAGCCUGAGGAAUAAGGAGGUCAUGGGGGCCUUGAGGAGGGUCCUGGGAAAAUACAUGCUGCCAGCACACUCCACGCUCUAGGGAAGGAUCAUGGCUAGCUUCCAAAAUUCCUUCUCCUGAGAGUCAAAAGAUUCAUGUUAUGAAUCAAACACUAAUGGUAAAACCAAUACAGUGCAGAGUAUAGCAUUUAAUAGAAAAGUGAAGGAAUGUAACUGGAUUUGUCAAAUGCUCUUUAAAUCUCUCCAUGAAGUAAUUUAUAGGGCAUGAUUUACACUAUCUAAAAUUACUCUUCACUCUAUUUAAAAUUUCAUCUUUAUUUUCCCAGGAAGGUAUUUAGUUAAAUGGGUUCCCAUCUUGGGACAUGACCCCUAACCUUCGAAGUUUAUAUUGGAUCAGGGAAAGGAAAAGAACCAGAGAAAGGAAAGUUUCAAGUGGGUGGUGUAAGUAAAACCCAAACACCAAAGGGGGAGAUGUCUUGAGAUUUGCACAAAUUUAGACCAAGUGACCUUAUUAAAAGGUUAUAUAGACUUCCUGUCUAAUGCCCCAACUGGUAGUAGUUUGAUUGUAUUUGCAUUGUACUUGCUCUUUUUUUCCUUUCUAAACAUCAGCCAUAUGAAACGCUCUAACAAGUGUCUUUGCUUGUUUGUUUUUGUUUGUUGGUUUUCGACAUGGAGAUACUUUAUAGUUCCUAAAAUGCAAUUAUUAAUAAAAUGAAGAAAAUAGGAGGUGAAGGUAGUCCAUAAGCAAGGUUCAUGAUAAACAACUUUGCUUAUUUCUUGCUAAUACAAAAACAAACAAGCAAAAUAGUGAUUUUCCAUUAUCCAACGCUAUCUUGUGACAUUCCAACCACUGCAGUGUUCACAUGCGUGGUGGGUGUGGAUAUUUAAGUCAGUGUGUCUGUGUGUUUGUGCUAAAGACGGAGAGGACAACAUAAUGCAUUUUCUCACCAGCUUAAUUAUGCUGCACUACUAUUAGUUUGUUUAUAAGUCUGAGAAUAUUGAAAACAAAAGAUGUGAACAAAAGCUGUGAGUUGCAUUUUGAAGAUUAAAAAUGAUAUAAAAUGAUAUGGCUAAUUAAAUGACACUCUUUUGGGGGAUAUUGCUGUUUGAAGAUUCGCUAACACUUUUUAAAUCAAUUCCUAUAGUAAUUUAAAACAGUAACUGAGACUAGGUUCAGAAAGUAUAGUAGUAGUAUAUCAUGUUUGGAAGGCAAGGCUGAGUAGAGAUAAUUCCUACACGUAUUUAUAUGAAUUUCCUUCCAUUUUAAUACAGGCAUGCAUUUGACUGAGUUGAUGUGUGUGUGUAAAACAGAUUUUUUUAACCUACAAGCAUACAGUUAUUUUUCCUAUAUUAUAUAGUGGCAGUAUACAGCACUGCAAAGAGUCUAGGGUCAGUUAUCAGCGUACAGAAGUUAGAAUUGAAUACACCCCACUUAUUUCUAUAACUUAUAGCAUAUUACUUAACCUGUUUGUGCCCAAGUCUGCAAGUUUGCAAAGUGUAAACUGACAUUAACAAUAAGACCUACUUUGUAGUGUUGUGAGGAUGAAACAAGUUAGUAAAUAUAAAUAUAAAGACAUCUUUAUACUUGUAAUCAGCAUGUGUCAUAUAAUAAGUAUUUAAUAAAUUUAACACCUACAGAAUAAAUGGCCCUGAAAAUACUGUUGAGUGAUGGUAUAAUGUUACAUCAUAUGGGUGUUUUGUAACAUUAUUAGCUAUUUUAUCAUUGUUUUACCUUUAACAUUGUGUGUGUGUGUGUGUGUGUGUGUGUCUGUGUGUGUGUGUGUGUGUGUGUGUGAAAUCAGUAAUGUCAAUCUCUUGGAUGUGUGACUUUUUUUCUAUAGAAAAUUCCUAUGAGUGAAAUUACUCGAACCAAGGUUAAAAAUCUGUUUAAUACUCUUCAUAUGAAAAGACAAAUUGUUUUCUUAAAAUGUUAAAUAUUUUGCAUUCCUUCCAGCAACAUAUAAGUGUACUUAGCCCACUACAUAUUUUUUCAUGUUAAAUUUUACAUAUAAGUAGUCUUCACUAAUUGAUAAGGUAUAAAAUUUGCCUAUUUUAAUUUGCUUAAGUAACUUGUCCACGGUUUUCUUAUUGAUUUGUUGAAGUUUUUUUACAGGUUAGGAACACGGAGACUUUGUUAUAUUUGUGGUAAUAACUUCUUUUCAAUUUGUUAUUUGGCUUCUAAUAUCUGCAUGAUUUUUAGACAGAGAAAUAUUUAAAAUAUUUGUAUAGUGAAGGAUAUCUUUUAUGUUAUUUUUUUCCAGUGAUUUUUACUGUUAGGAUAUAAUUUUCUAUUUUCAUUGAUGUCUUUGCUGUGCAUCAUACAGUUCAAUUUAGGUAACAAUUUAUAUAUUUUAUAUGUUUUGUCACUCACUCUAUAUGUUUAACUUUAACAAUAAAUGUCGAACUUAUCUUUACAUGUGAAAAUGGUGAUGUUUCAACUUUUGUCAAAGCUACCAUUUUCCUAGUAAUAUUUUAAAGUAAUCCUUUCAUUUUCUAUUAUUUUACUACCUUCAUCAGACAUGUUCUAGUAAGCUAUAUUUUGGCUAACUCUUCAGUUCUAGCUUCUUUCUCCCCUUUACUCUUUUGGAAGACAUUUGAUUCUAUCAUUCACAUCUUAAUAGCUCACUUGUAAUUUGAUUGUGAAUAUAUUUAACUGAUAAAUUAAUUUGUAAUUUGAGCAUUUUUUACAAUACUCAGCCUUGCCUUCCUGAACAUGGUGCAUGACUAUACUUCUGGAACCUAGUCUCAGUCAGUUUUAAAAUGACCAUUCCACACCAUCAUUCUAAGCUGAUGCCUUGCCUCAUGCUUCACUAGAACAGAAGCAGUUGGCUACAAAAGCCCUCUUCAAAUCUUCCACAUAUCUGUGCCUGCAUGUACACUUCCUGUUUUCUCUCAUUAUAACUGCUUGAACCCGGGAGGCAGAGACUGCAGUGAGCCGAGAUUGCACCACUGCACUCCAGUCUGGGCAACAGAGUGAGAUUCUGUCUCAAAAUAAAUAAAUAAAUAAAUUAAUUAAUUAAGAAAGUAAGAAGUCUUUGCAUGACUCCAAUCCCCCUCAGUAACUGUAGCAUUAUUUUCAGCUUCUCUUCACAGGAAAAAAAAAAUACAAAGGGAACAUUUAUGCCCAUUUUCUCCUCUGCUGAUCUUCUAUGCACAUCUUAACCCACUUUCAAUCAAGCUCUGGUCUCUUUCUAUGGACCUGUUCUCUGUCAAAAUUAUCAUUAAUGUGCUAAAUAAAAUGUUCACCUCCAUAUUCUCCUCCAUCAACCUUUCAGCAACAUUGAUAUAAUUGACCUCACCCUUCUGUUGGGAAAUUUUUCUUUUUUUGGCUUCCAGACACCACACAACUCUGGCUUGCUUUUUAAUCCCUAACCUUUUUUGCCUUAUUGGAUUCGUUUUUCUUUCUGAAUGUUUCCACAUUCAGAUGAUACAAAUAUGGACUUCCCUGUCUUCUCAAUCAAGAAUCUCUUCCUGAGUAAUUUCAUCCACUUACAUAGAUUUAAGUUCUGUCCAUAUGUUUUUGAGUCCCAAAGACCUCACUACUUGUAUAAUCCACAGACUCAAAAAAUUAGCCGGGUGUGAUGGUGGACACCUGUAAUUCCAGCUACACAGGAGGCUGAGGCAGGAGAAUCGCUUGAACCUGGGAGGAGGAGGUUGCAGUGAGGCAAGAUCAUGCCAUUGCACUCCAGCUUGGGCAACAAGAGCGAAACUCCGUCUCAGAAAACAAACAAACAAACAAACAAACAAAAAACAAUGAGAUACCACGUCUUGCCUGUUAGUAUUAUUUCUGAAAACCAAAAAAGUCAAAGCAAAACAAGUGUUGGUAGGUAUGGGGAGAAAAUGGAACCCGUGUACACAAUUCAUGGGAAUGUAAAAUGGUGCAGCCAUUAUGCAAAACAGUAUGGAGGUCUAAAGAUUCGAACUAUGACUACUGUAUGAUCCAAGAUUCCCACUUCUGACUAUAUAUCCAAAGGUAAUUAAAUCGCUGUUUCCAAGACAUAUUUGCACUCCAUGUUUAUUGCAGCAUGAUUCACAAUAGACAAAAUAUUGGAAACAACCUAAGAGUCUAUCAACAGACCAAUGGAUAAAGAAAAUGUGGUCUAUUUAUACAAUAGAAUAUUAUUUACCCUUAAAAGGGAAGGACACUCUGUCAUUUGCAAUGAAAUAGACCAACCUGGAGGACAUUAUGCUAUGUGGAAUAAGCCCAACACAGAAAUACAAAUGCUGCCUAAUUUUGCUUAAUGUGGAAGCUAGAAAAGAGUCUAACUCAGUAAUAGAGAGUACAGUGGUGUUUGCCAAGGGUUUGGGGUGACUGUGGGAGGAAAUGAAAAAUAUUAGUCAACAGAUACAAACUUUUAUUUUUAAGAUGAAUAAUUUCUGAGGUUCCAACAUAUAGGAUGGUGACUGAAGUUAAUAAAAAUGUGUACUUGAAAUUUGCUGCAGAAGUAGAUGUCACGUGUUCUCACAACACACAUGCACAGAGGGUAUGUAAGGUGAUUGAUAUGUUGCUAUGUUAAUUAGCUUGCAUGUGGUCAUCAUUUCACAGGGUAUACAUAUAUCAAAUCAUCACAUUGUAUACCUUAAAUACAUUCUAGUCAUAUUUGUCAACCAUAUCUCAAUAAAGUUGGAAAAAAAAGAAAACUAUCGGCAAAUUAUACAUAAUAAUAAACAUAAAAAAUCCUUUCAAAACAUUUCUAAAGCUGCUUUGUCCUCAUUACAGAAAUGUAAAAUAUUACCUCUGCUGGAAUAUGAACUACAGCCAGGAUUUGAAUAGCACAAAUUAGAUGAGACGACUUGCAGUGUAGAGCCCUCUAGGCUUUCAGCCUAGGACAGGAAGGAACGCAGAGCAAUGACAGCAAACAGUGAAGCUAUAGGAUAAUAAUUCCUCCUCAGUGACAAGAGGCCCCACCACUGCUUUGGACUCCAGGAAGCACUCAGACAUUAACAUCUGUGAAGUGUGCCCUGCAUGCUAAGAAAAGGGUGAACUGACAGACCCUUCUGUCCAUCAAGUCAUCCACAGCCUAGUUAUUUCUGUCUCUGCUGCUAAUUGUGCCAAAAGUAACCAUAAAAUCUGGAGUCAACUGCUAGAAGUUUUGCAAGAACAAAGGCCAAGGAGAUGCACCUGUGUCUUGGUGAGUAGCCAAAGUUAGCUACAGGGAGCUGAAGCAAGGGACUGAAAAAAUGAGAAGUCUUAGAAAAUGUUCUCCAGUCCUUGAGGAUCUGAAGGCCUAUGUGUGACUGAUGUUUGGUGGAGAAGAAUGGACCUAGCUCUUUCCCCACUCCAACCAACCAAAAUCUUUGUUGAAAGGCAUAUUGUGUAUUGUCACUAAUUCUGGGAAGGCGGGGGCCAUUGGUUUUCAUGAAGUGUGACUAUGAAACAUGAAAAUCACACAAGGCAAUCUUGAUCUAAGGAAUGCUUCUAAGAGAAAAUGAAUACACCUGCCCUAUAGGCCUGCUUCUCUACCAAGCACAUGGAGAUGUCCACUCAUUCUUGCUGGCACCAAAUGGUGAUAUUCAAAAGAGCUGGCAUAAUUUUUUAGAGUUGCUAAGUAUAUAAAGCACUAACUUUAUCAAUUUUGUUAAUUAUACUUCACUUCAUCUCUGUCUUAUCAAUUAG
Pan troglodytes (chimpanzee) is the source of this 6769-nucleotide messenger RNA. RefSeq names its product olfactory receptor 2AG1. The record is from RefSeq and is a predicted model, not a curated record. The transcript has a single exon. The coding region runs from base 284 to 1234 and encodes 316 amino acids. Gene Ontology annotation, molecular function: G protein-coupled receptor activity; olfactory receptor activity. Gene Ontology annotation, cellular component: membrane. Gene Ontology annotation, biological process: G protein-coupled receptor signaling pathway. Lineage: Eukaryota; Metazoa; Chordata; Mammalia; Primates; Hominidae.